AUGUACAGCUUCCUGGGCGGAGGCCUGUUCUGUGCCUGGGUGGGGACCAUCCUGCUGGUGGUGGCCACAGCGACAGACCACUGGAUGCAGUACCGGCUGUCGGGGUCCUUCGCCCACCAGGGCCUGUGGCGGUACUGCUUGGGCAGCAAGUGCUUCCUGCAGACGGAGAGCAUCGCAUACUGGAACGCCACCCGGGCCUUCAUGAUCCUGUCCGCCCUGUGUGCCACCGUGGGCGUCGUCAUGGGCGUCCUGGCCUUCGCGCAGCAGUCCGCCUUCACCCGCCUCUCCCGGCCCUUCUCAGCUGGCAUCAUGUUCUUUGCCUCCACCCUCUUUGUCCUGUUGGGCUUGGCCAUUUACACCGGUGUCACGGUCAGCUUCCUCGGCCGUCGCUUUGGGGACUGGCGCUUCUCCUGGUCCUACAUUCUGGGCUGGGUGGCCUUGCUCAUGACCUUCUUCGCAGGAAUCUUCUACGUGUGUGCCUACCGGAUGCAUGAGUGCCGGCGCCUGUCCACGCCCCGCUGAGCCCACGUGUGUCCCCCCAGCUUCUCCCAGAACUGAAAAUGAAGUCGCUGAAAAGGAGGGAGAGAGACCUGAGAUCUGGGUUUCUGGGAGCGUGAUGGGGCUGGAGCCUGGGCACCAGGCGGGGUGGUUGGCUCCUGGGUCCCCACGGUGGGGGGAAGGAGGAAGGAUAGGGCCUGGCUGGAGGGUGGGGAGGAGACCCAAGCCCCCUUCCCACCUCACCCCACCAGGCAGGUUGCUAGAGAUGUGCGGUAUCCUUUAGAGGAACUUUUUGGGGUCUAAUAAACAUGAUGUGAAACUCUUA
Molecule: messenger RNA, 823 nt
Organism: Ochotona princeps (American pika)
Lineage: Eukaryota; Metazoa; Chordata; Mammalia; Lagomorpha; Ochotonidae
Gene: LIM2
Product: lens intrinsic membrane protein 2
Exons: 4
Coding region: 1-522 (173 amino acids)
Cellular component (GO): plasma membrane
Molecular function (GO): structural constituent of eye lens
Source: RefSeq, a predicted model, not a curated record